CAAGUGACAGAGGACUUUCUGGGGCAUGCCAUCAAGUGAAGGCAUUCCUAGGCACAGCCUGAGCUGGGGAAGUGGGCUCCUGGCUCCCUGCUGGCAGCUGCCCUGCCCUCUCACUGGGUUGGCCAGCGUAGCACGUGGGGAAACAGGACUGGGUUCCCAGCAGGCUCUGAGACCCAGGUACCCUGAGGUUCCCCAGGAGGCUCCCGUGUGCCCUGCCAGCCCACUGUGUGCCACCCUCUUAGGCUCCAGAAGCAGCGCCAGAACCUGCUAUGGACUUCCUGCUCCUGCUCCUCCUCCUGGCUUCAUCUGCUCUAGCAGGCCUGGCCUCGUGGACGGUUUCCAGCCCCGAGACCGUGCAGGGCAUCAAGGGCUCCUGCCUCAUCAUCCCCUGCACCUUCGGCUUCCCGGCCAACGUGGAGGUGCCCCAUGGCAUCACAGCCAUCUGGUACUAUGACUACUCAGGCAAGCGCCUGGUAGUGAGCCACUCCAGGAACCCAAAGGUGGUGGAGAACCACUUCCAAGGCCGGGCCCUGCUGUUGGGGCAGGUUGAGCAGAGGACGUGCAGCCUGCUGCUGAAGGACCUGCAGCCCCAGGACUCGGGCUCCUAUAACUUCCGCUUUGAGAUCAGCGAGGGCAACCGCUGGUCAGAUGUCAAAGGCACAGUUGUCACCGUGACAGAGGUGCCCAGCGUGCCCACCAUUGCCUUGCCAGCCAAGCUGCAUGAGGGCAUGGAGGUGGACUUCAACUGCUCCACUCCCUAUGUGUGCCCGACGGAGCCGGUCAACCUACAGUGGCAAGGCCAGGAUCCCACCCGCUCCGUCACCUCCCACCUCCAGAAGCUUGAGCCCUCGGGCACCAGCCACAUGGAGACCCUGCACAUGGCCCUGUCCUGGCAGGACCAUGGCCGGAUCCUGAGCUGCCAGGUCUCAGCAGCCGAACGCAGGAUGCAGAAGGAGAUUCACCUCCAAGUGCAGUAUGCCCCCAAGGGUGUGGAGAUCCUUUUCAGCCACUCCGGACGGAACGUCCUUCCAGGUGAUCUGGUCACCCUCAGCUGCCAGGUGAAUAGCAGCAACCCUCAGGUCAGUUCCGUGCAGUGGGUCAAGGAUGGGACGAAGCUCAAAGACCAGAAACGUGUACUUCAGUUGCGCCGGGCAGCCUGGGCUGAUGCUGGCGUCUACACCUGCCAAGCCGGGAAUGCCGUGGGCUCUUCAGUCUCACCCCCGGUCAGCCUCCACGUCUUCAUGGCUGAGGUCCAGGUAAGCCCUGUGGGCUCCAUCCUGGAGAACCAGACGGUGACGCUGGCCUGCAAUACACCUAAGGAAGCGCCCAGCGAGCUGCGCUACAGCUGGUACAAGAACCACGCCCUGCUGGAGGGCUCUCACAGCCGCACCCUCCGGCUGCACUCAGUCACCAGGGCGGAUUCGGGCUUCUACUUCUGCGAGGUGCAGAACGCCCGGGGCAGAGAGCGCUCUCCCCCUGUCAGCGUGGUGGUCAGCCACCCACCCCUCACCCCGGACCUAACUGCCUUCCUGGAGACACAGGCGGGGCUGGUGGGCAUCCUCCAAUGCUCUGUGGUCAGCGAGCCCCCAGCUACUCUGGUGUUGUCACACGGGGGCCUCAUCUUGGCCUCUACCUCCGGGGAGGGUGACCACAGCCCACGCUUCAGUGUCGCCUCUGCCCCCAACUCCCUGCGCCUGGAGAUUCAAGACCUGGGGCCAACAGACAGUGGGGAAUACAUGUGCUCAGCCAGCAGUUCUCUUGGGAAUGCGUCCUCCACCCUGGACUUCCAUGCCAAUGCCCGCCUCCUCAUCAGCCCAGCAGCAGAGGUGGUGGAAGGGCAGGCGGUGACACUGAGCUGCAGGAGCAGCCUGAGCCUGAUGCCUGACACCCGUUUUUCCUGGUACCGGAACGGGGCCCUGCUUCUCGAGGGGCCCAGCAGCAGCCUCCUGCUCCCAGCAGCCUCCAGCACAGAUGCCGGCUCAUACCACUGCCGGGCCCAGAGCAGCCACAGCGCCAGUGGGCCCUCCUCACCUGCUGUUCUCACCGUGCUCUACGCCCCACGCCAGCCCGUGUUCACUGCCCAGCUGGACCCUGAUACUGCAGGAGCUGGGGCCGGACGCCAAGGCCUCCUCUUGUGCCGUGUGGACAGCGACCCCCCAGCCCAGCUGCAGCUGCUCCACAGGGGCCGUGUUGUGGCCUCUUCUCUGUCAUGGGGGGGCGGCUGCUGCACCUGCGGAGGCUGUUUCCACCGCAUGAAGGUCACCAAAGCACCCAACCUACUGCGUGUAGAGAUCCGAGACCCGGUGCUGGAGGACGAGGGUGUGUACCUGUGCGAGGCCAGCAGCGCCCUGGGCAACGCCUCCGCCUCUGCAACCUUGGAUGCCCAGGCCACUGUCCUGGUCAUCACACCGUCACACACGCUGCAGGAAGGCAUUGAAGCCAACCUGACUUGCAACGUGAGCCGUGAAGCCAGCGGCCCUGCCAACUUCUCCUGGUUCCGAGAUGGGGCGCUAUGGGCCCAGGGCCCUCUGGACACCGUGACGCUGCUACCUGUGGCCAGAACUGAUGCUGCCCUCUAUGCUUGCCGCAUCGUCACCGAGGCUGGUGCUGGCCUCUCCACCCCUGUGGCCCUGAAUGUGCUCUAUCCCCCCGAUCCUCCAAAGUUGUCAGCCCUCCUGGACGUGGACCAGGGCCACACGGCUGUGUUCGUCUGUACUGUGGACAGUCGCCCUCUUGCCCAGUUGGCCCUGUUCCGUGGGGAACACCUCCUGGCCGCCAGCUCGGCACUCCGGCUCCCCCCUCAUGGCCGCCUCCAGGCCAAAGCCUCGGCCAACUCCUUGCAGCUAGAGGUCCGAGACUUGAGCCUUGGGGACUCUGGCAGCUACCGCUGUGAGGCCACCAACAUCCUUGGAUCAGCCAACACUUCUCUUACCUUCCAGGUCCGAGGAGCCUGGGUCCGGGUGUCACCGUCGCCUGAGCUCCAGGAGGGCCAGGCUGUGGUCCUGAGCUGCCAGGUACCCAUAGGGGUCCUGGAGGGGACCUCAUAUCGUUGGUAUCGGGAUGGCCAGCCCCUCCAGGAGUCCACUUCGGCCACGCUCCGUUUUGCAGCCAUAACUCUGAGCCAGGCUGGAGCCUACCAUUGCCAAGCCCAAGCUCCAGGCUCAGCCACCACGGACCUGGCUGCCCCUGUCAGCCUCCACGUGACCUACGCACCUCGCCAGGCCACACUCACCACCCUGAUGGACUCAGGCCUCGGGCGACUGGGCCUCCUUCUGUGCCGUGUGAACAGUGACCCUCCUGCCCAGCUCCGACUGCUCCAUGGGAGCCGCCUCGUGGCCUCUACUCUACAAGGUGUGGAGGAGCUUGCAGGCAGCUCUCCCCGCCUACAGGUGGCCACAGCCCCCAACACGCUGCGCCUGGAGAUCCACAACGCAGUGCUGGAGGAUGAAGGCGUCUACACCUGCGAGGCCACCAACACCCUGGGUCAGACCUUGGCCUCCGCCGCCUUCGAUGCCCAGGCUAUGAGAGUGCAGGUGUGGCCCAAUGCCACCGUGCAAGAGGGGCAGCUGGUGAACCUGACCUGCCUUGUAUGGACCACGCACCUGGCCCAGCUCACCUACACGUGGUACCGAGACCAGCAGCAGCUCCCAGGUGCUGCCCACUCCAUCCUCCUGCCCAAUGUCACUGUCACAGAUGCCGCCUCCUACCGCUGUGGCAUAUUGAUCCCUGGCCAGGCACUCCGCCUCUCCAGACCUGUCGCCCUGGAUGUCCUCUACGCACCCCGCAGACUGCGCCUGACCCAUCUCUUGGAGAGCCGUGGUGGGCAGCUGGCCGUGGUGCUGUGCACUGUGGACAGUCGCCCAGCUGCCCAGCUGACCCUCAGCCAUGCUGGCCGCCUCCUGGCCUCCUCAACCGCAGCCUCUGUCCCCAACACCCUGCGCCUGGAGCUGUGGGAGCCCCGGCCCAGUGAUGAGGGUCUCUACAGCUGCUCGGCCCGCAGUCCUCUGGGCCAGGCCAACACAUCCCUGGAGCUGCGGCUAGAGGGCGUGCAGGUGGCACUGGCUCCAUUGGCCACUGUGCCGGAGGGGACCCCUGUCACAGUGACCUGUGAAGACCCUGCUGCCCGCCCACCCACUCUCUAUGUCUGGUACCACAACAGCCGUUGGCUGCAGGAGGGGUCGGCUGCCUCCCUCUCGUUUCCAGCGGCUACACGGGCUCACGCGGGCGCCUAUACCUGCCAGGUCCAGGAUGCCCAGGGCACACGCAUCUCCCAGCCCGCAGCACUGCACAUCCUCUAUGCCCCUCGGGAUGCUGUCCUUUCCUCCUUCUGGGACUCAAGGGCCAGCCCUAUGGCCGUGGUACAGUGCACUGUGGACAGCGAGCCACCUGCCGAGAUGACCCUGUCCCGUGAUGGCAAGGUGCUGGCCACCAGCCAUGGGGCCCACGGCUUAGCAGUGGGGACAGGCCAUGUCCAGGUGGCCCGCAACGCCCUGCAGCUGCGGGUGCAGAAUGUGCCCUCACGUGACAAGGACACCUACAUCUGCAUGGCCCGCAACUCCUUGGGCUCAGUCAGCACCAUGGGGCAGCUGCAGCCAGAAGGUGUGCACGUGGUGGCCGAGCCAGGGCUGGAUGUGCCCGAAGGCACAGCGCUGAACCUGAGCUGUCGCUUCCCUAGUGGCCCUGGGCACAUGGGCAACUCCACCUUUGCUUGGUUCCGGAACGGUCGGCAGCUACACACAGAGUCUGUGCCCACCCUUACCUUCACCCAUGUGGCCCGCGCCCAGGCUGGCUUGUACCACUGCCAGGCUGAGCUCCCCGCCGGGGCUGCCACCUCUGCUCCAGUCUUGCUCCGGGUGCUCUACCCUCCCAAGACGCCCACCAUGACUGUUUUUGUGGAGCCCGAGGGUGGCAUCCAGGGCAUUCUGGACUGCCGAGUGGACAGUGAGCCCCUAGCCAGCCUGACCCUCCACCUGGGCAGUCGGCUGGUGGCCUCCAGCCAGCCUCAGGCUGCCCCUGCCAAGCCGCACAUCCGCGUCUCAGCCAGUCCCAAUGCCUUGCGAGUGGACAUGGAGGAGCUGAAGCCCAGUGACCAGGGGGAGUAUGUGUGCUCGGCCUCCAAUGCCCUGGGCUCUGCCUCUGCUGCCACCUACUUCGGAACCAGAGCCCUGCAUCGCCUGCAUCUGUUCCAGCACCUUCUCUGGUUCCUGGGGCUGCUGGCGAGCCUCCUCUUCCUACUGUUGGGCCUGGGGGUCUGGUACGCCUGGAGACGGGGAAAUUUUCACAAGCUGAGAAUGGGUGAAUAUUCAGUAGAGAUGGUAUCUCGGAAGGAAACCACGCAGAUGUCCACUGACCAGGAAGAAGUUACUGGAAUCGGUGAUGAUGCGGGCUCUGUGAACCAGGCGGCAUUUGAUCCUGCCCACCUCUGUGAAAACACACAGUCUGUGAAAAGCACAGUCUGACUUUUUAUGACCUAGCUUCAAACCCCAAGAAAAAUGGGUGUGAAGGUUGGAGGUGAACCCCAAUCUACCCAGGAGGGUGUUGACCCUGGGGGACGCUGAGGAGAAAUGAGUUGAUCAUGUUGUCUUUCUUUUCUCGGGAUCUCAUCUCUCCAUUUAUCUUCCAAUGCACUGCCUCUUCACAUCUUUCUCCUCCCAGCUCACCCUGGACUUUUGGGAUGGAUUAGAAGAAGAGCUUUCUACAUCCUCACAGGCUGGUCAGGGCACUCAGUACUAGCUAGAAUGUAGGCUAGGCUGCUCUAACAAGACCACCCACAGUAAUUUCAAUGUGAGAAAAUUUGUUCUCUUUCUUAAUAAGUCUGGGUAUGUUACGGUGGUUUAAGGUGCUGGAGCUCUGGAUCCUUCUAUCUUCUUUUUCUCCAUCCCUAAAAUGUUGCCUUUGAUUAUGAAGUUCACAAUGACCCCACUGUAUUCUCACUCUCUCCAGCAAGAGGGAAGAAUGGAAGUAAAAGGCAUACCCAUUCCCACUGAAGACACCCCUCAGGAGUUGCACCAGUCAUUUCCACUCAACUUCCUAUUGGCUGGAAUUUAGUCAUUUGGCCAUUUCAAACUGCAAGGGAUUCUGGGAAAUGUAGUUUUUAUUAUAUUUCCAAAGGAAGGGAAGACUCAUCCCUGAGACUUUUGACAGUGAUGAGAAAGUUGCCAGCAGGGUGUUGUCUGUCUCAGUGCCCAUCUGCUGAAGGCCAGGGCGUGUUCCUGGCCAUUCUGGUCAAGGGCUUCCUGGAGGAGGUAGUCCCUCUUACACAUUAAGACUGAGGAAAUCAAGAUGUUUGGUGGUCCCUAAGGAGAAGAAAUGCCAGGCAGUUGGGCUGCCUCAACAGGCAUCUUGUGCCAGAUCUGGCCCCUGGAAGAAGAGGUUUCCCCAUUCCUACACUCACUCUCACCCCCACCCCUAACCCCCAGAGAGUGUGGGGAGCAGACAUGGCAUCAGCAUCUUUGUUUCUGUUCCAAGUGCAUUCCUCUCCAUCAUCAAGUGAGUUCAUAUCCUCUUCCUGGUGGCUUGUGCACUAGGGAUUGUUAAAAUGAACAAGGGUCCCUAAGGAAGAAUAAUGCACCACGGGGAAGUCAGUGCCUGUGAGGAACCAGUCAGGUGUGCUCAUGACUCCCCUGGUAGCCUGGCAGAUGGUGGGAGGAGCAAAGAGCCCGCUGCUGUGGGAUUUGAGUUGAGAAAUGUGCAGAUUCUGGGGAGUUAGCAUAGGAGCUAACAGGUUGGGAAGAAAUUGGAGGCCAGGUGAGCUUUGUGUAGCUGUAGCUGGACCCUUCCUGGGCCCAGAUCCCAUUCUUAUAAGUGCAAAACUCAUCUAAUUGUAUACUUUAAACCGGUUCCUUUUAUGGUAUGGAAUAAAGUUAAUUUAAAAAUCCA
Molecule: messenger RNA, 6879 nt
Organism: Sus scrofa (pig)
Lineage: Eukaryota; Metazoa; Chordata; Mammalia; Artiodactyla; Suidae
Gene: SIGLEC1
Product: sialic acid binding Ig like lectin 1
Biological process (GO): clathrin-dependent endocytosis of virus by host cell
Cellular component (GO): late endosome; plasma membrane; early endosome
Molecular function (GO): virion binding
Source: RefSeq, a predicted model, not a curated record